This is a messenger RNA of Panicum virgatum (switchgrass), 1260 nucleotides long. Its product is annotated as peroxidase 45-like. Lineage: Eukaryota; Viridiplantae; Streptophyta; Magnoliopsida; Poales; Poaceae. Gene Ontology annotation, molecular function: peroxidase activity; heme binding. The transcript is spliced from 4 exons. Gene Ontology annotation, biological process: response to oxidative stress; hydrogen peroxide catabolic process. The record is from RefSeq and is a predicted model, not a curated record. Bases 131 to 1087 code for a protein of 318 amino acids.
CGAACCCACCUCGAUAUCGGACGGAAUCACCAGCUAGCUAGCCACAGCCUCUGAAACCACGAACUUUUGGAGCACGCACGCAACAGCCGUCGCUAAGCAAUCUGCAGGGAGAAGGAGAGCUAGCACAUCAAUGGCGAGCCUUGGGUUGGGCUUCUUCGUCGCCGCCGUCGUGUCCGCGGUGGCGCUCAUGCCGCCGCCUGCUGUCGCGCAGCUGAGGCCGUACUACUACGCCGGCAUCUGCCCGAACCUGGAGGUCAUCGUCCGGAGCUCCGUCAAGCAGUCCAUGGCGCAGUCCCCGAUCUCGGCGCCCGCCGCGCUCAGGCUCUUCUUCCACGACUGCGCCGUCAGGGGCUGCGACGCGUCGAUCAUGAUCGUGAACUCGAACGGCGACGACGAGUGGCGCAACCCCGACAACCAGUCGCUGAAGCCGGAGGGGUUCCAGGUGAUCCUGAACGCCAAGGCCGCCGUCGACAGCGACCCGCAGUGCCAGUACAAGGUGUCCUGCGCGGACAUCAUGGCCCUCGCCGCGAGGGAGUCCAUCGCCCAGAGCGGCGGGCCGUACUACGAGGUGGAGCUCGGCCGGUACGACGGCAGGGUGUCGACCAAGGCCAGCGUCGUGCUGCCGCACGCCAACUUCACCCUCGACCAGCUCAACGCCUUCUUCUCCGGCCUCGGCUUCUCCCAGUCUGAAAUGAUCGCCCUCUCAGGCGGCCACACCCUCGGCGCCGCGGACUGCCCCUUCUUCCAGUACAGGAUCGGCACCGACCCGAGCAUGGACCCCAGCUUCGCGUCGCAGCUGAGCAGCACCUGCAGCUCCAACCCCAGCAGCGGCUUCGCCUUCCUGGACCCCUCGCCGGUGACCUUCGACAACGCCUUCUACCGGAACCUGCAGGCCGGGAAGGGGCUCCUCGGCUCCGACCAGGUGCUCUACUCCGACGUGAGGUCCCGCGGCACGGUGAACUACUACGCCACGAACCAGGGCGCCUUCUUCGGCGACUUCGUGGCGGCCAUGACCAAGCUCGGCAGGGUCGGCGUCAAGACGGCGGCCACCGGCGAGAUACGCCGAGACUGCCGGUUCCCCAACUAGUUGCUACCGGCCAGCCGAUCGACCUCGCCGCUGGCUGGUUAAUUUGACGACGCACAUCAUUGAACGUUUGAUACAUGCAUGUACCAUUAGUAUAGUAUAUAAAGACUGUAAUUAAAUAAGCUCAUGGCUUUGAUUCAUGGGGCCUGAUGUGUAUAAUACAACCCUCCUUGUGA